AUGACCUCAGAAGGUGGUCAUAUUGAAUUAGUCGAAAGAACUUUAAAUUUGGCAGGAUAUAUUAAUAUUCUCGAAGAUUGUCUAUUAGAUGUACUGGAAUCAUGUGAAUAUGACGAGGACGAAAUGAUUUUUCAGCAUGAUAAUGCUAGAAUACACAUGUCAAUUGCAACAAAAGCAUGGCUUAAGGAUAAUAAUAUAACUGUUCUAGAAUGGCCCUCCUACUUUCCUGAUUUAAAUCCAAUUAAACAUUUAUGGAGCGAAAUAAAAAGGAAAUUAAAAGGAGAAUAUUUAGAUAGAACCGAAAAGGACAAGUUAUGGAACAGAAUAGUCCAAAUAUGGAAAGGCAUAGGCAUCGAUGUAAUUACAAAUUUGUACAAAUCGAUGCCAGCAAGAAUUGCAGUCGUAAUAGAGGCUAAAGGUG
This is a messenger RNA of Racocetra fulgida, 421 nucleotides long. NCBI's taxonomy places the organism in Eukaryota, Fungi, Glomeromycota, Glomeromycetes, Diversisporales, Gigasporaceae. The record is from the annotation of a GenBank genome assembly.